UUUUAACUGUUUUCUACCCCUCCUCACAAAGCACAGGGCUCUAUUUUUCUCAUCUGGGUGUUUUAUUUUAUUUUAUUUUAAUUUUUUUUUUUUUGGUGGAAGUAGGGAUCUGACUGGUGCCCUGGUCCUUUUGCACCUCCCCAUACCUGAUCGCUCCUUUCCCUGGCCCCUUUCCUACCUUCCUGCUGCCACAAGAGACCACACCAUGGCUCGGAUGAACCGGCCAGCCCCUGUUGAGGUCUGCUACAAGAACAUGCGGUUCCUCAUCACUCACAACCCUACCAAUGCCACCUUGAACACCUUCAUUGAGGAUCUAAAGAAGUACGGGGCCACCACUGUGGUUCGAGUAUGCGAGGUGACCUAUGACAAGACCCCACUGGAGAAAGAUGGUAUCACUGUCAUGGACUGGCCUUUUGAUGAUGGAGCCCCCCCUCCUGGCAAGAUCGUGGAAGACUGGCUCAACCUGCUGAAAACCAAAUUUUUUGAAGACCCUGGCAGUUGUGUUGCUGUCCAUUGCGUGGCUGGUCUGGGGCGGGCUCCUGUCCUCGUUGCUCUGGCUCUGAUUGAGAGUGGGAUGAAGUAUGAAGAUGCCAUCCAGUUUAUUCGACAGAAGCGAAGGGGUGCCAUCAACAGCAAACAACUCACAUACCUGGAAAAGUACCGGCCAAAGCAGAGACUUCGAUUCAAGGACCCACACAACCACAAGAAUAAAUGCUGUAUCAUGUAACCUUGGCAGCAGCCUCUCGCCAAACACAUUUACACCUGACCCUCCCUAGACCACCCCCCCUCUCUCCUCCUCCUCUCUCUCUCU
Gracilinanus agilis (Agile Gracile Mouse Opossum) is the source of this 811-nucleotide messenger RNA. It is a transcript of the gene PTP4A3, whose product is annotated as protein tyrosine phosphatase 4A3. Gene Ontology annotation, molecular function: protein tyrosine phosphatase activity. The transcript has 5 exons. Gene Ontology annotation, biological process: endothelial cell migration; protein dephosphorylation. Gene Ontology annotation, cellular component: nucleus. NCBI's taxonomy places the organism in Eukaryota, Metazoa, Chordata, Mammalia, Didelphimorphia, Didelphidae. The coding region runs from base 206 to 727 and encodes 173 amino acids. The record is from RefSeq and is a predicted model, not a curated record.